Molecule: messenger RNA, 1098 nt
Organism: Solanum pennellii
Lineage: Eukaryota; Viridiplantae; Streptophyta; Magnoliopsida; Solanales; Solanaceae
Exons: 4
Coding region: 93-662 (189 amino acids)
Source: RefSeq, a predicted model, not a curated record
AUGCUGCAGAUAAACAAUAGUUUUUACAUUCAAUUUGAUUUUUGUGGGGUUUAAGGAAGGUUUUUCCAGCCGAAAAAACUCACAGAAGCAAAAUGUUGGGGAGAAGAUUUAUCUCCUUCUUGCGUCGCACUCCAUCAGCUUCGGGAAAAGUGGUGGCCGAGGAAGGGAAGGCAAAGACAUGGGGGCGAAGGAUAGUGUCAGGGACCUUGAUUUGCUUAACUGGAGGCGUUGCUCUAAGUGCUCUUGAUGAUCUCUCCAUAUAUCAUAGCUGCAGCAGCAAGGCCUUGGAAAGAGCCAGUAAGAACAAGCCGAUUAUAGAUGCCAUUGGUGAGCCCAUUGUUAGAGGUCCUUGGUACAAUGCAUCACUAGCAGUAGCUCACCAAAGGCAAUCUGUAUCAUGUACAUUUCCUGUCUCUGGACCCCAAGGCACCGGAAUUUUUCAGCUGAAGGCAGUUCGUAAUGGAGAGCACAAAUGGUCAUCAUUUUUACGGGCAAGCGACUGGGAGAUACUCAUUAUGGAAGCUCUCGUCCAUGUCCCGGGGAAUGAAGAGAAGCAGCAAACUUUUCGGAUUAAGGUUUCAGAUUACCUACCUCCACCAGCUAGUAAUGCAUGCACGGAUUGCAUACCUCAGGAAUCAUCGGGUAAUGUGGAUAAGAAAUGACCUAGAUUCGUUCUUCCAUUGCUCCGAGGGGAUUUUUUCUUUCUCCAAUAUUACAUCAUAAGAAGUAUGUAUCUAGGACCCUUUGAAAUUUUCCAGUUCCAAGGCACCAAAUCUAUAUAUUUCCACAUUAGAUCGCGUAAUUGGUGAUUCUUUUAAAUGUUGAAGCUAUGUUAUUGUCAAAAGUCCCUUUCCAGAGUAGCUCCGGAACAAUUAGGAGAUUCUAUACGGAGUUUUGCUUGGAGAGGAAGAAGAACACCAUUAUAGAGGGAUCAACGUGUAAACUUGAUCUGUAUUUUGGUUUACUGGAAUAAGCUCAUCAUCAAACUGUAGAUUUUGGGAAGAAAAGGUAAACGUUUCUGUGGAUUUUAGCUUAUACAAUAAAUGGUUUCAAUGUUGUUCACUUGAAGAUGAGUAAAGUUCAUUUGCAUUUUUUUUC